AUGGCGGAGCUUUUGUCUCUACCGGACGAACUCUUGCUUGCAAUUGCCAACGAGAUGCAAGGCGACAUAAGAAACGCCUACCGCAGUCUAAGAUCUCUGGCGCUGUCUUGCCGACGACUGCGACCUAUCGCGCAGGAGGUCCUCUAUAUGGACGUCGCUAUCUGCAGAACCCAGUCAUUACGAGGCCCAAAUAGUCUCACAUGCCUCGUACAAACCCUUGUACAGCGGCCAGGUCUUGCGGUGAAAGUCAACAAGCUCAAUCUAAGGAUCAUCGGCAAUCCCAUUAUGCACUCGAAGGAUUGUUUGGAGCUGAUGUAUACUGAAUAUGAAGGUUGCACUUGUGGUUUCAAACCAGUUCUCUCUCUCUGUAUCGAAACCAUCGGUAAUAUCAGGGCAAACAAUGGCUCCCGUCUCUACAACCAUGACUGGGCGUCCAAUAUACAGGCCGGGCUUCAGUUAGCUAUGGUCGGCCUCAUCCUAUGUCUCACGCCGCACCUCGAAAGCCUGACGUUGGAUUACCGCAAGCAGAAAAUGGAGUCUUCUGGUUUUUACACAAAACCUAUCGCAUUUGAGCACUUCAGUCUCGAUGACCUCUUCGGAAGCGUAACUCAGUCCCCAGCGUUUUCUAUCGAGCACAUCAAAGGCUUCGCGAAACUUACGCGGCUUAUCACCAACACUUGUCCUCCGUCCAAAUUGAUAAGCCUACCUCAACUGAAAGGGUUGGAAAUAGGCCUUCUCAACGACCACUGGAACCAAGAUCGAGGCCUCAGACCUUUACUCUCGACCGGCACAGCUCUUUCCAUGACGAUGACUCACCUGACUGUACGAUUGGACAAGCUCGCACUCUACUCCGAUCGAGCCAUUCUAGUACGUGGCGUCUAUCGACGCCUGAAUGAUAUAAUCAAGAAUCUUACGGUCCUGGAAUAUCUAUUUCUACAAUUUGGGUCCGAAUGGGGAAAACGAUUCGACCCACGCCAGGGCGACUUGUCAGAAGCAUCAUUUGAGUAUGUAACUUCAGAGAUAGAGAGCCUCAGUUUGACACAUUUAGCUCUGGAUGUUGAAGACGUUGGAAAAGCCUGGUUCUACGAGAGCGGCGAGACUCCCUUCGAAGUAAUACGACCGAUGACCUCACUCAGAAGGUUACCGAAGCUUCGCAGCAUCACAGCCCCAGAAGAGGCCUUUUUCUUUCCGGGCGGAUUUGAGACGUGCGUUAUACCUUCAACCAUCGAAAGUAUUGGAAUAAUCAGUGCAACAUAUGGGACAUAUCAAUUUAUCAGAUAUAUCCUAAGCGACCAAGGACAGUGGCCGAGUUUGACGUCAAUCAAGUUAGAAACGGGGCAGGACAAUCCAGGACUAUACAACAACAUCCACCCUCAAAUGUAUGAUGAAGACGAUGUCUCUGAAGCCUUUUACUAUCUCUGCGGCUGCAAGGGCGAGUGCAGGUGCAAGUACGAUUCUGAUCACGAGUGCGAGUGCGAGUGCGAGUACCACUGCGAGGUCGACUGCGAGAGUGAGGAAGGCUGCGACCAUUGUUACCGUAUCCAUGCGUGGUACUGCGACAAUACGCGUUGGAGAGAAUUUUUCAAGCAAGAUCGUGCGAUCUUCCUGGGGUCUAAGAACAUCGAUGUGUGUAUAGAGAUUGUACAAGAGAAGCUGGCGUGGAGGGAAGAAUGGACUGGUUGA
Molecule: messenger RNA, 1683 nt
Organism: Pyrenophora tritici-repentis Pt-1C-BFP
Lineage: Eukaryota; Fungi; Ascomycota; Dothideomycetes; Pleosporales; Pleosporaceae
Source: RefSeq, a predicted model, not a curated record